AUGUGGGGGACCAGUAGUGUCCGCCGCAUUGCAACGGUUGCCCGUCCAGGCCGCCCUGGCCCCUCCCCCUCCUCCUCCUCCUCCUGUUCUUCUCGCGCGCUUCAUCUUCUUCCCUCCUUCUCCUUCUCUUCCCGCCAUCCCCGUCGACUUCUCCCCCGUCCCGUCUCGGUCGCUCCCCAAGUUCAAUUCAAAACCCCCAUCAGAUAUUGCUCCGCUGAAGCUCGCAUCAUGACCUCUGACAGAGAGACUCUGCCUGACGUGGCCAAACCCGUCAAUUACCACGUCUCGCUCUUCGACCUGCAGCUCGGUGGCUCCUGGGGAUACAAGGGCCUGGUCAAGGUCGAUGCAAAGGUCGCCCGCCCCACCAACGAGAUUGUCCUGAACGCGAAGGAGUUGGAGGUACAGCAUGCGGAAGUUCUGAACAAGGAUGGUGCCCAGCUGGCCAAGGCAUCCGAUAUCUCCUACGACAAGAAAUCGGAACGGGUCACGUUCAAGUUCCCGCAGGAAAUUGCGCCCCAGGAUAUCGUGUUGUCUAUCAACUUCACCGGAAUCAUGAACGAUGCCAUGGCCGGUUUCUACCGCUCCAAGUAUAAGCCCGUAGGAGAGCCGGCCGCCGACACCCCCAAGGAGGGCGACUUCUCCUACAUGUUGAGCACCCAAUUCGAGUCAUGCGAUGCGCGGAGGGCUUUCCCCUGCUUCGAUGAGCCGAACUUGAAAGCAGCAUUCGAUUUCGAGAUCGAGGUGCCCAAGCAGCAGACUGCGCUCAGCAACAUGCCGAUCAAAUCGGAAAGAGACGGCAGCCACUCUGGGCUCAAAUUCGUCACCUUUGAGAAGACGCCCGUGAUGAGCACUUACCUCCUGGCAUGGGCAGUUGGCGAUUUUGAAUAUGUUGAGGCGAUGACCGAGCGUAAGUAUCAGGGCAAGAGCAUUCCAGUUCGCGUCUACACCACGCGGGGUCUCAAGGAGCAGGCUCGGUUUGCGCUGGAGUGUGCUCAUCGGACGGUCGACUACUUUUCCGAGGUCUUCGAGAUCGAGUACCCACUUCCCAAGGCGGAUCUCCUGGCGGUCCACGAAUUUGCGAUGGGUGCCAUGGAGAAUUGGGGACUUGUUACCUAUCGGACCACUGCCGUCCUCUUCGAUGAAGGAAAAUCUGAUAACCGGUAUAAAAAUCGCAUUGCUUAUGUUGUUGCACACGGUGAGACCCUCCCCGCCACGAUGACCGGACUGGAUCUGAUAUAUCGCAUCGUAGAACUGGCCCACCAGUGGUUUGGCAACCUCGUGACGAUGGAUUGGUGGAAUGAGCUCUGGCUCAACGAGGGUUUCGCAACCUGGGUCGGCUGGCUGGCUGUCGAUCACUUUUAUCCUGAAUGGAACGUUUGGUCUCAAUUUGUUGCUGAGGGUGUUCAACAAGCAUUCCAUCUCGACUCGCUGCGCGCUUCGCACCCUAUUGAGGUUCCGGUCCGAAAUGCUCUUGAAGUCGAUCAAAUCUUCGACCAUAUCAGCUACCUCAAGGGAAGCUCUGUGAUCCGCAUGCUGAGUGUUCAUCUCGGCCGCGAGACGUUCCUCCGCGGCGUGGCGACCUACCUUAAGGCACAUGCCUAUGGAAAUGCGACUACGAAUGACCUGUGGUCCGCUUUGAGCGAAGCCUCUGGCCAGGAUGUGCACACCUUCAUGGAUCCCUGGAUUCGGAAAAUUGGAUUCCCCGUUGUCACGGUAGCCGAAGAGCCUGGUCAAAUCAGCGUUCGCCAGAAUCGAUUCUUGUCCACCGGGGAUGCGAAAGCCGAGGAGGAUCAGACUACUUGGUGGAUCCCUCUCGGCCUCAAGUCUGGUCCCCAGCUGGCCAAUAUUGACACUCGCGCCCUCACAAACAAGUCUGAUACCAUUGGAGGCGUCGGCGAAGAUGCCUUCUACAAGAUCAACAAGGACCUGGCUGGGUUCUACCGGACCAACUACCCCCCGGCACGUCUGGCGAAGCUCGGCCAGUCUCUUGAUCUUCUGAGCACCGAAGACAAGAUUGGCUUGCUGGGCGAUGCUGCCGCGCUUGCGGUUUCCGGAGAAGGUACCACGCCGGCCUUGCUGGCUCUUCUGGAAGGAUUCAAGGGAGAGAAAGACUACCUUGUUUGGUCGCAAAUCUCCUCGUCGCUGGCCAACCUCCGCUCUGUCUUCUCCCAGAACGAACAAGCCGCCGAGGGCCUGAAAAAGUUUACGUUGAACCUUGCCUCCCCUGCGGCGGAGAAGAUUGGCUGGGAAUUUUCACCCAAUGAAGACUACCUCACUGUGCAGCUGCGGAAACUUCUGAUUGGGAUGGCUGGUAAUGCUGGCCAUGAAGGGAUCAUUGCGGAAGCCAAGCGACGCUUCGACCUGUGGGCCACGGGCAAAGACCAGGAUGCGGUGCACACCAACUUGCGGUCAGUCAUCUUCAGCCUCAAUGUAUCAGAGGGCGGCCGGAAGGAAUACGAGGCCGUCAAGGAAGAAUACCUCCGGACGGACUCGGUAGAUGGCAAGGAGAUUUGCCUGAGCGCGCUCGGUCGCACGAAGGAGCCGGCCCUGGUGCAGGACUACCUGGACUUUGUCUUUUCCGACAAGGUGGCUAUCCAGGACAUCCACAGCGGUGCCGUGUCUCUGGCGGCGAACUCCAAGAUGCGCCACCUGUUGUGGAAGUAUAUGAAGGACAACUGGGACACCGUGUCGACGCGACUGUCGGCCAGCAACGUGGUGAUUGAGCGCUUUGUGCGAAUGGGACUCACCAAGUUCGCGGAUCAUGCGACUGGCGAGGACAUUGCCUCGUUCUUCCAGAACAAGGACACGAGCGCAUAUCAGCGGGCGCUGGUGAUUGUUUCGGACAGCAUCCGGACCAACGCGUGCUACCAGGAGCGGGAUGCGGCGAAGGUGGUGGAGUGGCUGCAGGCGCAUCGGUAUGCGUGA
Molecule: messenger RNA, 2925 nt
Organism: Penicillium riverlandense
Lineage: Eukaryota; Fungi; Ascomycota; Eurotiomycetes; Eurotiales; Aspergillaceae
Product: M1 family metallopeptidase
Exons: 10
Coding region: 1-2925 (974 amino acids)
Biological process (GO): peptide catabolic process; proteolysis
Cellular component (GO): cytoplasm
Molecular function (GO): zinc ion binding; metalloaminopeptidase activity; peptide binding
Source: RefSeq, a predicted model, not a curated record